AUGCGCACGGCCCAUGACACGGUCACAAUCCGUCAAGUCGACUCAGCCCCAAACCAACGUUUCGUUGGGGAACCCUUCCGAGCUACGCGGACAUGGAAUAGCUUCAGACUCGAGUACGGUAUUCUUUAUGGUUACCGUGCCUCGGACUGGAAGGAGCAUUCAGAGCGCAUGGACCACCUUGUUGGCAAGGAGCUCUCAUCUUUUUCUUUCAUUCCUCCACCUGUGUGA
Messenger RNA from Pseudozyma hubeiensis SY62, 228 nucleotides. RefSeq names its product translation initiation factor. Bases 1 to 228 code for a protein of 75 amino acids. The record is from RefSeq and is a predicted model, not a curated record. Lineage: Eukaryota; Fungi; Basidiomycota; Ustilaginomycetes; Ustilaginales; Ustilaginaceae. The transcript has a single exon.